Tricharina praecox is the source of this 504-nucleotide messenger RNA. Its product is annotated as cyclophilin-like domain-containing protein. Bases 1 to 504 code for a protein of 167 amino acids. Gene Ontology annotation, cellular component: catalytic step 2 spliceosome. Lineage: Eukaryota; Fungi; Ascomycota; Pezizomycetes; Pezizales; Pyronemataceae. The transcript has 2 exons. The record is from RefSeq and is a predicted model, not a curated record. Gene Ontology annotation, biological process: protein folding; protein peptidyl-prolyl isomerization. Gene Ontology annotation, molecular function: peptidyl-prolyl cis-trans isomerase activity.
AUGUCGGUAACACUACACACAACCCACGGCCCCCUCAAGCUCGAGCUAUACUGCGAAGCAUGUCCCAAGACGUGCGAGAACUUUCUCGCGCUGUGCGCCUCCGGUUACUACGACGACGUGCCUUUCCACCGGAACCUCGCUGGGUUCAUCGUGCAGACAGGGGACGGCGAGCUCAAGACCGGAAAGGGCGGGAAGAGCAUCUGGGGAGGAUUGUUCGAAGACGAGAUAUCCCCCGCACUGAGGCAUAACGCGAGGGGGGUGGUUAGUAUGGCGAAUAAGGGCGAGGGGACCAAUGGCAGUCAGUUUUUUGUUUGUUAUGCCCCACAGGUACAUCUGGAUGGGAGGAAUACGGUUUUUGCGAAGGUCAUCGAGUAUGCGGAUACGACGCUCAAUAAGAUCGAGGAGGUCAAGGUCGAUAAGAAGAAUCGCCCCAAGGUGCCGGUGCGCAUACAGCGCGUCACCAUACAUGCAAACCCGUUGGCCGAGAUGGAUCCGGGCGAGUGA